Molecule: messenger RNA, 4577 nt
Organism: Oncorhynchus masou masou (cherry salmon)
Lineage: Eukaryota; Metazoa; Chordata; Actinopteri; Salmoniformes; Salmonidae
Product: F-box only protein 44-like
Exons: 6
Coding region: 513-1478 (321 amino acids)
Biological process (GO): glycoprotein catabolic process; SCF-dependent proteasomal ubiquitin-dependent protein catabolic process
Cellular component (GO): SCF ubiquitin ligase complex; cytoplasm
Molecular function (GO): ubiquitin protein ligase activity; protein binding
Source: RefSeq, a predicted model, not a curated record
CGAAGAAGGACAGGGGCGAGGAAGGAAAACUAACAAAAAUGCUGUAAACUUAUGUUAAGUCGUGCUGACGUGAUUAACAUGCAAGUAAACAGUACCUUUCGCGUUUAAGUUUAUAGUACAAGCUCAUAGACAGGGUAACAAAUUUGGAGGCAUAGCUGGGAGUUAUUUACAUGUGAGCACAGGCCCAUAUUCAUUGAACGGAAAACGAAUGAGAGACGUUUGAGAGUAACUAGCUAGCUAACGUUAGCGGGCUAACCACGCAACGGAUUUCUAGCUAUCUUGCCAUUGCCUGCAUUGUCGUUAUUUCCACGUGAGUAGGAAAAUAUGAAUCGAGAAAGAGAAACGUUGUUGGAUGAAAUCGAACAGAGUUUAUGGACUUUAACUGAGGACAAUUUACGGCACCUGUGUGUACGUUGUGGAAUAGGAGGUGUGAUGACUCUGAAGUGAAAGGAAAGAGCCGUCGCGCAUUGCGGCGCAAACUGAUUCAAGAUUACUGUGAGAAGGAGGAUUUAAUGGAAUCGGAGGAUGAGGGAAUAUUUUGUCUGUUACAACUGAAAGACGAAAUAAAAAUAAUAUCAGACUCGGAGGAUGCUGCGAACCGUCUGCCUACAAGUCCUAGCCAGUCGGCGCCAACGACGCACUUGGACAGCGAACCCAGCGGAGAGACAGGAGCUGCGGCAGGACGGAAAGAGGAGGUAGGGGGUCCUCAGUCAAGCAGAAAGUUCACAGGCAUGCUACCUGUGCUCCCUCUAGAAGUCCUGGAGGAGAUGCUCCUAAAUGUCCCUCCACAGCAGGUGGUGUGUGUCUGUCGACUUGUGUGUCGUGAGUGGAAAGAAGUGGUGGACAGUGAUUCCCUUUGGAGAGAGAGGUGCCGAAGAGAAGGAUACCAGACAUAUGUGACUAAACUACCUAAAGACUGGCGUUUGUUUUACUUCUUGUGUAAGAAGAGACGUAAUCUUCUCAAGAACCCCAGAGCAGAUGAUAAAUUCAAGGGCUGGCAAAUUAUGGAGAAUGGAGGGGAUAAAUGGAAAAUAGAGUCAGUGGAAGAAGUGCCGCUUCCUGACAACACUGUCCAAAAGUACUUUGCGACUUCUUACUCGACCUGCAGGAAGUCUCAGCUGAUUGACUUGGAGAAAGAGGGUUACAGGCCUUCUUUCAUGGAUGACUUUCAACCCGACAUCAUUAUAUCCGACUGGUAUGCUCCACGGAGGGAAUGUGGCGCUAAAUAUGAGAUCUGUGUUGAGUUGCUAAAUCAUAAGAAGCAGCCAAUUAAGAAGUUUAGUCCAGGAACUGUCAUCUUUCAAAACUGGGAUGAUCAUAAAUGGAAUCAGAUGACCCAUGUGUUCAAGAAUUAUGGACCAGGUGUGCGGUACAUCCGAUUCAUUCAUGGAGGAAAGGAUACUCUGUACUGGGCCGGCUGGUAUGGAAUUCGGGUCACCAACAGUAGCAUCGAGAUCUGCCCAUCGGUGGACAGAUAGCUUUCGGUGUUCCUAUUUACUCUCCCAAGAGGUUACAUGUGAACAUUGUGCCCACCUGCAAGCUUUACUUUGGCAUCUGUACCUUAGCAUAGUGUACACCUUGUUCUGUCUUUUCUGCCUUUGGCACCCUGUUUCCAUGUGGAUAUAGACAAUUCUAGCUAUAGAAUAUAUACUUUUUAAUAUAUUACUAUUAAUUUUCCCCUAGUCUGAUUUAGUGCCUGUUUUUGUGCACUCUGUUCUAGUGAGUCCUUGUGGACACUAGAGAGAAACAGAAGACAAGAACGUGUUCCUCAGUCUUGUCUUUCUGUGAUGGGGUUAGAGUAUUUUGUAUUUUAAACCGUAAGAAGGAUAUAGUAGUAAGAAAACAGAAACCACUGUUUAUUGCAACCACAUCGAGCUGUUGUCGUCAAGGGAAAGGGUGGCUACUUUGAAGAAUCUCAAAAUAUAUUUUGAUGUAAUGCCUUUUUUGGUAAUUACAUGAUUACAUAUGUUAUUUCAUAGUUUAUGUCUUUACUAUUAUUCUACAAUGCAGAAAAUAAAGAAACCCCGGAAUGAGGUGUCACCUUUUGACUGGUAAUGUACAGUUGAAGUCGGAAGUUUACAUACACUUAUGUUGGAGUCAUUAAAACUUAUUUUUUUUUUAUUUUACCCCCCUUUUUCUCCCCAAUUUCGUGGUGUUCAAUUGGUAGUAGUUGCUGUCCUAUCGCUGCAACUCCCGUAUGCCUCGGGAGAGGCGAAGGUCGAGAGCCAUGCUUCCUCCAAAACACAACCCAACCAAACCGCACUGAAUCUUUUUUUAUGUUUAAAAAAAUAAUAAUUUGCCCUUUUUCUCCCCAAUUUCGUGGUAUCCAAUUGUUUUUUGUAGCUACUAUCUUGUCUCAUCGCUACAACUCCCGUACGGGCUCGGGAGAGACGAAGGUUGAAAGUCAUGCGUUCUCCGAUACCCAACCAAGCCGCACUGCUUCUUAACACAGCGCGCACCCAACCCGGAAGCCAGCCGCACCAAUGUGUCGGAGGAAAAACCGGUCAGCAUGCACUGCACCCGGCCUGUCACAGGAGUCGCUAGUACCAGAUGAAAUAAGGAUAUCCCUGCCGGCCAAACCCUCCCUAACCUGGACGGCUGAGACAGAGCCUGGACUCGAACUCAGAAUCUCUGGUGACACAGCUGGCACUGCGAUGCAGUGCCUUAGAACACUGCGCCACCCGGGAGGCCUUAAAUCUCGUUUUUCAACAACCCCACAAAUUUCUUGAUAACAAACUAUAGUUUUGGCAUGUCGGAUAGGACAUCUACUUUGUGCAUAACACAGAAAAGUUUUCCAACAAUUGUUUACAGAAAGAUUUUUUCACUUAUAAUUCACUGUAUCACAAUUCCAGUGGGUCAGAUGUUUACAUACACUAAGUUGACUGUGCCUUCAAACAGCUUGGAAAAUUCCAGAAGAUGUCAUGGCUUUAGGAGCUUCUGAUAGGCUAAUUGACAUCAUUUGAGUCAAUUGGAGGUGUACCUGUGGAUGUAUUUUAAGGCCUACCUUCAAACUCAGUGCAUCUUUGCUUGACAUCAUGGGAAAAUCAAAAGAAAUCAGCCAAUACCUCAGAAAAAUAAUUGUAGACCUCUGGUUUAUCCUUUCCAAAUGCCUGAAGGUACCAUGUUCAUCUGUAAGUUUAAAAACCAUGGGACCACGCAGCCAUCAUACCGCUAAUAAAGGUGAUGCAUUCUGUCUCCUGGAGAUGAACGUACUUUGGUGCGAAAAGUGCAAAUCAAUCCCAGAACAACAGCAAAGGACCUUGUGAAGAUGCUGUAGGAAACAGGUACAAAAGUAUCUCUAUCCAUUGUAAAACGGGUCCUAUAUCGACAUUACCUGAAAUGCUGCUCAGCGAGGAAGAAGCUACUGCUCCAAACCCACCAUAAAAAAGCCAGAUUAUGGUUUGCAACUACACAUGGGGACAAAGAUCAUAGUUAUUGGUGAAAUAUUCCCUGGUCUGAUGAAACAAAAAUAGAACUGUUUGGCCAUAAUGACCAUCGUUAUGUUUGGAUGAAAAGGGGGGACGCUUGCAAGCCGAAGAACACCAUCCCAACCGUGAAGCACAGGGGUGGGAGCAUCAUGUUGUGGGGGUGCUUUGCUGCAGGAGGGACUGGUGCACUUCACAAUAUAGAUGGCACCAUGAGGAAGGACAAUUAUAUGGAAGCAACAUCUCAAGACAUCAGUCAGGAAGUUAAAGCUUGGUCGCAAAUGGGUCUUCCAAAUGGACAAUGACCCCAAGCAUACUUCCAAAGUUGUGGCAAAAUGGCUUAAGGACAAAGUCAAGGUAUUGGAGUGGCCAUCACAAAGCCCUGACCUCAAUCCUAUAGAAAAUGUGUGGGCAGAACUGAAAAAGCGUGUGCGCUCUCGGAGGCCUACAAACCUGACUCAGUUACACCAGCUCUGUCAGGAGCUUAUUAUAGGAAGGUUGUGGAAGGCCACCUGGAACAUUUGACCCAAGUUAAACAAUUUAAAGGCAAUGCAACCAAAUACUGAGUAUGUAAACUUCUGACCCACUGGGAAUAUGAUAAAAGAAAUGGUGAAAUAAAGCUCUCUAUUCUGACAUUUCAGAUUCUUAAAAUAAAGUGGUGAUGCUAAUUGACUUAAGACAGGGAAUUUAUACUCUGAUUAAAUGUCAGGAAAUGUGAAAAACUUAGCCAAAUAUAUUUGGCUAUGUAAACUUCUGACUUCAACUGUAGGUGAAUUAGACAAGGAUUUUAUUUUUAUUAAAAAGACUGCAUGGAGGCUUUAAACAAGGCAGACCGACCAAAGGAAAGAAAGCAAAGUGAACUUGAAUGUAAAUUUGUAUGUACAUAACCAUCUGACAAAGGACACCUUAAGAAAUAGUUAACUUUUGUAAACAUUUUAUUUGUUAACAUAUACAGUAUAUGAGGAUACACAACCUUACUAUAUGUAUGAAGAUCAUUAUUUCAAGUGUUGGUAUAACUGUUUGUAAAACUAAUACUUUUCAAUUCAAUUAUAUAAUGUAGGCUAAUUUGGUUGUACUGCAAUCCUGUCGAGAUUGCUUCUUAUGCCUUUACAAUAUUAAAUAAAUGUAAGUGUACGGUCCUUGUUUCUUCAA